Polistes dominula (European paper wasp) is the source of this 8229-nucleotide messenger RNA. RefSeq names its product Rho GTPase activating protein at 19D (gene RhoGAP19D). Lineage: Eukaryota; Metazoa; Arthropoda; Insecta; Hymenoptera; Vespidae. The record is from RefSeq and is a predicted model, not a curated record. Gene Ontology annotation, biological process: signal transduction. Gene Ontology annotation, molecular function: protein binding; phospholipid binding.
GAGUGAGUGAGUGAGUGAGGAAGUGAGAAAGAAAGUGUGGUGGGGAUACUUUCAAGAAGACAGAAAGAGAAAUCGCAUCGUCCGAGAUUCGCGCGUGUCAGAUCCGUUCAAUGUUUUUCGAGUGAAUCUUUCAUUAAUUUUUUUCUAUCAAUUAUUUAUUUUAAUUAUUCUCUCUCUCUCUCUCUCUCUCUCCCACACAUACACACACACACGAGGCUAUAAUAUUUGUUUAAACUAUCUGACAAUUGUGUGCAAAGAUAAUAAGAAAGAUAAUAAUCUUUCUCUUGAUUACUGUCACGAUAAAGGAAUAGCAGGGAUGCGUCGAGAUAGAACGAAGGUGUCUCGAUACGAGAGAACUUUUUCUCGUGUUCAACGUUGGAAAAGGCAACGAAUACCGGACUCUUCUGAUCUUCGUUCCAUUGGACGCCAAUGAAAAUUACUGAAGAAAUAAUUCUCAUCUUACUUGUCGUCAUCGUCGUCUAUGGGAGCAGCAAGGUUGUAGGUGCUUUACUAUCAACGAGAUCAAUUUGCUCAAGGAGAAGAAGAAGAAGAAGAAGAAGAAGAAGCAAUGGCCGACGAUCGGAAGAACGCACAAAGGCUUAUCGGUCAGGUUCAUGCGGUGCGACAUACAUCACCACCCCCACCAGCACCAACAUCGGCAACAGCUACUCGGAAGGAGAGUUUGCCACUACGUGGUCCAAGAACUCUCCUGCUUAGACGUAGUGAAAAUGGGUUUGGAUUCACCCUUCGACAUUUUAUCGUUUAUCCGCCCGAGUCCUGUUGCAUGUUGCCAGGACACGAGCGGACAAAGAUCGAUGAACCUAUGGACACGAUCUUCGUAAAACAGGUGCGAGUUAAUUCGCCAGCAUCAGAAGCAGGCCUUCGUACGGGUGACCGGGUUGUUUCAGUUGAUGGAAUAGCAACACGAGGUGAACAAUACGCCAGUGUAGUUCAACGUAUUCAACAAGCGGGUCCUUGGUUACGUUUACUCGUUGUUUCGAAGGAAGACGAUAUUUUGCAACAGUAUUUUGGUGAAACGGCGCAUAAUCCUGAGACGAAUCAACGUCCAAGAUUACGUUCUCCAGAGAGGAUUUCUCAAAAGCAACGCAGGUCUAUCAGUAUGAUACCAGGACCGUCGCCAAGAACAACCAGGCAAUCAUGGAUGUGUUCCCUUCCGGAUUCCGAAAAUUUAAGUACAACUGCAACAACUUGUAGAGAUAAUGAAGAGGUUCUUUAUAAGGAAUCACAAGGCAACAAGAUGUCACCGUCUAUACCAGUUAUCGCAGGACAACAAAGAAGAUAUUUACAGGAAACUAAUAUACCAUGCGAACCCGUCGAAGAUAGAAUGCAAUCGAGAAAAUUACAGCACCAACAACAAGUUCGCGAAGCCAUGGAAUCGCCACCCCAAUCGUACACCCGACCAUCACCGGAUCAGAGGUUCGAUUUGUACGAUAGAACGCGUCCCGAAUCGAUUUAUUCUAGACCGAGUAGCGAGCAAAUUUACGAUAGAAUCAAAGAUCCUAUUUACGAGAGAGUUAGAUCAGCUGAAUCUGCUGGUGGACAGUAUGAAAAAGAACAACAACAAUUAACGAUGUUGCGUUAUCCAAUAUCCCGUGCGGAACCACAAGUUCCUAUUUACCGUCCUGGCAGACGUGUGAUAGCAAGACGAGCGAGUGAAGGUAGUGGGUCUACUGGUGGUCAAACUAACGAAUCCGAAGUUCCCAGUUAUGGUAGUAUAGACGCACUUAGAUCUAACGAUCCAAGUUCGAGAUUGAGUAUGGAUUCUCGAAGAGACUCAUCCCCAAUCAGCAAGGGUAGUUUGUCCUCGUUCGACUCCAAUUCGACUGUUACUGGAAACGAAUGUUCCGACGAUUCUGUCAUCAUGAACAGAUUACGUAAGAGUUUCGAACAAAAGGAAGAAUUUUUACGCAGACCGAGUCAUCCAAUUGGAUGGAGUGUCACCGAGGAUGCAUUGAGAUUGCAACAGAGUAGUGGUGGUAGUGCUAGUAGUGGUAGUGGUGCUGGUGGUGGUGGUGGUGGUGGUGGAGGUAGUGGUAGUGGUAGUGCUAGUACAAACUCGGCUGUUAUUCAAAGAGAAUUUUACGCAAGACCGCAGAAACUUCAAAGGCAAAUUUGGCCACCCAAUGAACAACAACAAAGGCAACAAUCGCCUACGAGAAGAAUCGAUAACAAAAGCAAUGGCAAAUUGUCAUUAACCAAACCGUCUAAUCAAAAUGUUCAAAGGGUGAAAAUUGAUCUUGAUUCGGAAUCGGAUUAUAAUAAUUCGCGAAGUGAACAGAACGAUGAUCGUUCGAAUCUAAUUGACAGUCAGAUUAGCAUCAGAGAUAGAUUUUAUUCGAGUCUUUACGAGAGUCAAUUGGGAAAGGAAAAUCAUUUUGUUUAUCCACCGACUAAAACUAACGAUCAGGAUAGGUAUAAGGCUAACAGUAAAUCUGUGUUUGUCAGUACAUUGUCAAAAAUCCAUGAGAACGCAUCGAAUUCUAUUGCAACAAAUCAACACCAACACCAACAACAACAUCCACAAGAUUCUAGGAAUGAAUCACUCUCCGUACCAUCUUCUCCUGGUCCGGAUAAAAAAAAUAAUGACAAAUUUGUGGUACCACCUCAAGGAUUACAAAUUGUUUCCAGACGUGCGAAACAAUUUGAAUCCGGUAGACUUCUCAGCGACGAUGAAGAACCAACCAGCGAUCGAACUAAUUUAUACAAAAGCGAAUUGUCUAGGUUGUCGAACAAAAGAAGUGUACCAAACGUUGCCGUCAUGAAAAGAGAAUUCGAAUCCAAAGCAGAAUCGCAAGAACCAAGAAGAAUACCUGCUAACAGGGAAAGCAAAUCGUUAGAUUCCGGGAGGGGAUUAUCCGGAAACAGAAUAUUUCCUAUAGGCAGCAAGUACAUCCAUUGUGAACCCCCUGCCAACUAUAAAGAAGUUCAAGAAAUACCGACGAUGGAAAUAGAAGCAGUUCAUCUUAGGGCACGCAGUAAUAGUGCGGAAUCUUGGGAAGCUGUAAAUGGAUCGCGUGGAAAUACAAGACAUACGUGGCAAACAGAGCAAGAAGAUGAUGAAAAGGACAAUCGAAAUGAUAAUAAUAAUGGUGAUAGUAAAAACCAAAGUUAUGGACAGUCUACUAGAAAUCAACUUGCUCCUUGCGAUGAAACAUCAAACAAUGGAGUAAUCUUAAGACGACAGAAAAACGCACAGUUGAGUGACGAAGAGCGCGCUACGAGAAGAGUUUCCUACCUGAAAGCUACGUGGGGUGAACGAAUGCACGUUGAUAGUGAUUUAGAUCUUAGUGACACUGAACCUGUUCAUGUUCUUAGAAGUGCACAUAGACGAUGGAGACCACCAUUAUUUACAAGCGACAUAACACCAUUAAGACGAAUCUUUGAGGAUAUGACGCAGUCCACAAAUCUUCAUCGACAUUCUCUUCGUAACAGUAUUGUAAGUACCACGGAUAGUGGCAAUGAAAUUCCGAAGGAGGUUGAACCAGUUGAACGGGAAGGCACACUUCAUAUUAAAUUUACAGUGCUCGAUGGCAAGCGAUCUUCUGAUCGUUCCUGGAAGCAAAUUUGGGGUGUUCUUCGAGGUCCAAUUUUAUUCUUUUACAAGGAUCGUCACAGUCAGAGCCCUUCAUCGGUUAACGAUACUGAAGGUACUGUACAAAAUAUUGAUGUAAGGUGUUCAUUGGUGGAUAUUGCUGAGGAUUACACCAAACGAAAACAUGUUUUACGAGUGGUUAAUCCUACAGCAGAAGUGCUUUUACAAACAGAAGAUGCAGCUUCUAUGGCUCUUUGGUUAAGAGCACUUCAUAAAUACGCUGCUACUGAAAAGCCAUUGGAUGUAACAUCUAGUACUUCAAAACAACAAGCAGUACCACAAACUCCCGGACCAACAACACCCAGUGUUGCCUCUGUUCAAAAUGCUAAUCAAAGACUGAGUCCCUUACCCAGCCACAAAGGUAUUAAGAAGUUAACAUCAUUUAGAAAUAGAUCACCAACUGGACAAUCGCCAGUUAAUAAAACAAGAAAACCAAGUCAAACUGUGGAACCACUUUCAUCACCAAAAACUAAAACUUGGAAGGGUAGGGUAGCUAAACAAUUUAGAAAAAUGCAUGGUCAACAAGCUGGUUCACCAUCAUCGCCUACUGCACAAUUACCACCGGAAGGUGCCACCUUUAAAGUACCCCUUGAACUUUGUCCAUCGUCUUCCUUUUCGGAAUUUGUACCUCUUAUAGUUGAAAUGUGCACUAGCAUAGUUGAGGCACGUGGCCUUGAGGUUGUUGGAAUUUACAGAGUGCCAGGAAAUACUGCUGCCAUUUCUCAGCUUACUGAGAGUGUAAAUAAAGGAUUUGAGAAUAUUAAUCUACAGGAUCCAAGAUGGAGUGACGUGAAUGUGAUAUCUUCAUUAUUGAAAUCUUUCUUCCGACAAUUACCAGAUUCGUUGUUAACUGCAGAAUUGUAUCCCAUGUUCAUUGAUGCUGAUAAAAUUGAAGAUCCACAAAGGAGAAUGGCUACAAUAAGAAAAUUAUUAAGAGAUCUUCCAGAACAUCAUUUUGAAACGCUCAAAUAUUUAAUGUUUCAUUUGAAGAGAAUCGUAGAACACAGUGAAAUCAAUAAAAUGGAAGCUAAAAACAUAGCAAUCGUUUUUGGGCCGACAUUAGUACGGGCAAGUGGUUCAAGGGAUAAUAUGGUUACAAUGGUCACUGAUAUGUCUCAUCAAUGUAAAAUAGUCGAAAGUUUAUUAAACAAUGUUGAUUGGUUCUUCUCGGAAGAAGAUCUCGAUGAUUUAAGUAGACUUAGUGUUAACAUAAGUCUUCCAGCUGAUGGUUGUGAGCUUGAACCAACAUCCCAUAGUAAUCAUAAUCUACUGCUAAACAAUAUACAUAAAGUUGAAGGCAUGCGCGAAAUGGUAUCAGCAAAGGACAUUGUAUCUUCAAUCAUAUCUGCAGCUAACAGGAAAAUUCAAAGGAGAAGAAAGGGCCAGGAUGAAGCAGAGAAUGAAGAACACGAUGAAGAGAAGGUUAAAAUAAAGCAUGAAAGUUCAGAAAGUUCACCGACAAUACGUCAAAGUAUGGCACUCAACGAACGUCAAUGUUCAGUCAGUGAAAUAGUAUUGAUGCACGAGAACAAAAGUCAACACAAUCAUUCUAAUAAUUCAUCAGAACCAUUAGAACGUUCAUCGUCAACAAAUAACAAUAGUCCAGUAAGUGCUUCAUCCUCUUCUAGUCGAUCAAAGUAUUUGAAUCAACACGUUGGUGGUGUUUCCUCGAGUUCGGAAUCAUCGUCGAGGCCUUUGAGCGAGGCUGCUUUGAGUUGCUUGGAUACAAAUUCGAUGACAUCUAAUGCAUCCAAUGAGAAUAAACAGAGUAACGAUGAGGUAGCUAUAAGAACGUAUGCCGGACUGAGUGCAACGACCCAAGAAAGAAUACGAAGGUUUGAACAGGAGACAAAGGCUAUGUUGCAGAGAGAUCAGCAUCGGCAGAGACGCGAAGCAGAGAAGCGUGAAGAGGAAAGAAGAAGAAUAGAUAAGGAAUGGCAAUUGGCAAAACGUGAAAUGGAAAAUGAUGAUCUCUUAGAUAGUAUAGUUGACAGUACAGUGAUACCGAAUUUUCUAUCCGGACGACUAACUAAUGUGAAUCAAAGGUUGGCUGAAAAAUCAUUAGCUGAUUUAUCGGAGAAACAUGCCAGAUCAAGAUCUACCACAAGAAUGGCUUCUACUCCUUUGUCGAUAGCUGUACAACAACAACCAACGACACGUCAGAAAGCACAAGCUACUAAUCAACUUAGUAAUGUAUUAGGCGAGAAGAUAAAUAAUGGUGUUAUCAAAAAGUUUAAAACAGAUCAAGAGCCGUCUUUAGAAUCUAUUUGCCUACCGCCUAUUCGUUACGGCAGCUUGGAUUCGCUUCACGAAGUGCACAACCUUCCACAUUCGUCGCCAUCACCGUCCCAACAAAGGAGAGGAAUUUCUGGAGAUGUAUCGGAUGAUGGAUGUAUCCAAAAUCUGUACAGAUCUAAUAUGUACACCCCCGGAUCAUGUUUUCUACACUGGACUCAGAAGAUUCUCACUAUUAACAAAAAACUUUCUAGGCAUACAACAAGCCCGGGUUUUUGGUGCUACAUAUCGUCCCACCUACACGGUACCACAGGGUCCAGUGGCACCACCACGAAGACAUCGCUCUCAUCAUCGGCUGAUCCAGCAUCAACCGGUGUUAACAGUACCAGAUCACUCUACAGAACAUCAAUCUCAACAGCAUCAACAGCAGCAGCAACAGCAGCAGCAACAGUGCCAACAACAAACUCAAGAACAACGAGCCAAGCAGCAGCAGCAGCAGCAACAACAGCAACAACAGCAGCAGCGUCAGCAGCAACCCAGUCCUUCAUACCAGGGCACCUUUCAGAGGUGUCAAGAUCAGCAGGGUCAUCAGGGUCAGGGCCCAGUGCGUCCUCCAAGACUUUAAACAGAUUUCUCCGAGGUAGCGAUUUAUUGACCAGCCUUACGACAACCUUCGAUCGUAAAUGGAGGUCACUCGUGAAUCCAUCAAGUCAAAUAGUUCAAACGUCCAUAGAAACUGCAGCACUCGAUAAUGUAGAUAAUUCAGAUGAUCAAAAAAAGAUCAAGGUUGAGGAGGACCAUUCGGAAAAGAAUCAACCAACAGAAAAAGUUUACCGGGAUCCUAGUCUUCAUAAAUCAUCGAUCGACAAAAAUCAUUUUCUUCGAGCUAAAGACGAGGCAUUAGAAAAAGAUACAGAUUCAACAGUUACCGAAGUAAACGAUCCAGAUGCAAUGACAAAACCGGACAACGAUCGAAAUGCAAUCAAAUUGGAAACGAAAAAUGUUGUUCUUAAUCAUGUAAAAGAAACAAACAACGCUACUAUUAUAACAGAUUCAACCAAGAAAGAUGAAGAUAAAAAGAAAGAAGAAUCGGAUAAUUCAACUACGAAGGAAAAUGUUGGAUGUGGAUCGUCAAAUAUUCGCAAAUCAACAAACGAAUCGGAAAAUAAAACGGAUGAUAAAAAAGCACACGAACUCGACAGUAAUUAUUCAAACAAAUUAGAAAAAUUCGAGAUAUUGACGAACAACGAGGAAAGAUCAAGAUUAAAAAGAUCCGAAUCGUUGAACAAGAGAUCGGAAAAUACAUUUUCCAAAUUAAAAAGAUCCGAAAGUUUGAACAAACAUUCAGAAAGAUUGGCAUCACCGACUAAUAGUAAAUUAAAACGUUCGGAAAGUUUGAACAAACAUUCGGACAGAUCGGAAUCACCUAAUAGUAAAUUGAAACGAUCUGAAUCAUUGACCAAGACGGAAAAAACUGAAUGUAAUAUUAGUAAAAGACGACAAUCCUUUCGAAAGGACAGUGCUACAAAAUUGAAGAGAAAAAAUGGGAUGCCUGAAAGAUCAAUAAAAAGAAGACACACCGUUGGUGGUACGAAAGAUUUUGACAAAGUUCAUUGGCUUGAUAAUAAAUUACAAUCGGAAGCUGAGAGGGUUAUUAAAAAUGAUUACAAGCCAAAGAAAAGUCAAUUAAGAACUAGCUCACCGGAUUUAAGUACCAAUCGUGUUAAUAAUGUACCAGCUGCUGAUGCUAGUUUUUUAAUCGAAGUUAGCUUUCGUGGCCCGAGUAACGUUGUUUUUAAUGUUACCAAUGCGAGACCACAAUCCUUGCCAGACGCCAAUUUAGCAUCGAAAGUUUUCAAAGUACCUCUUGAAAGUCACGUUUAAGAAAUUCACAUGAUAAUGAUGAUGAUGAUGAUGAUGUUCCAUUAAAAGUCGCUUCAACCGAUAAAACAUAAAACAAAUAUUAUUGCAUUCUUUUUAAUAGAAUUAGAAUAUUUUGUUUAUCUUUUUAAAAAUAUGAACGACCAGUUACAGUAUUGUUUAACAAAGUGUAUAUAUAAUAUCACUGCUCCAAAAAACCUGCCCAGAAAAAAAAAAAAUAAAAAGAAAAUGAUUUCUAAUGUUUCAAUUCGAUAAAGCGACAAUUGGGGGACACCCUGUAUUUCAAAUGAAAUUAUAAUUAUAUAUGCCUGCCACAUUUCGCUUUCGAUUGAUAACGAUAAUGCCCCGCCCCCAUGUGUAACAAUGAAUUGCUAAACGAGCCAUAUCAAAUUCGAUAUCAGACAUUGUGUAUCUUCGCAUUAAAAACACACUCAGAAUAGUUAUCUAUUUCUUCAAAAUAUCUAUCUAUACAUAUAUAUAUAAUAUAUAUUUAAAAAAAA